AUGCCUCCUCGCGCUUCCUCUCCUGCUGCUCAAGAGGCCACGGAGAGGCUGCGCGCCGAAUCGCGUGCGCGCCAGCUGGCUGGCUCUGGUCCUCUGACGGAUAUCAUCGACUCCAAGGUCCUCAAGAGGGAGCUCACCCAGUUUUAUCUCGGACAGGAGGGGCAGCAAGGCGCUUCACCUGGCCGCAUAGCUCUCAAUCGUGCUAAGCGAUCGCUGGAAAGUAUCGCGGAGGUUGCGAAAGGAGCCCGCCGUAUUUCGAAGGCUGUCACGCGUACUUUGUGGGCGCUUUUGCUGGUCGAGUUGAAAUUCGCCAAGAAGCAUAAUGUGGCUGCCUCUGUGGGGUCCAUAGAGCGUUUCCUGCAAACGGUCACGAGCGAGGCUCGGCGCGAUAGCAGUUGGGAUAUUGGCAAGGUUCGGAGCUUACUGGCGAGAGGGUGGCCUGAGGACCAGAACGUGGACAAGCUGAGGACCCGCGAACUCGGCCCUUUACCGUGGUGGUUCGCUAUCCCUGAUCUGAAAGACAAAGAGCCUGUACGGCGUCAGAACAUUUACGACUCCGUUUUUCGCCUGCCACCAUCUACGGCGACUUCCCGCAUCCAACCUACCUCUACCACGUCGCGUUCGGCGAGCAGUCGUCCUGCUCGGGAGGCUGCUGGCGCUACGAAUGCCGCGCUUCGUGGCGCUAUCAUUCUCGACGACGACGGCGACGGAACUUACGCCCCCGAGAACGCCGCAGCGUCGGCGUCGCCCAACGAAGGAAGACAGGUCACACCCUGGCGUUUCGGCAGUGAUACAGCUGCCCCGUUCGCUGUUGAUAUGCCGCCCACCGCGCCAACACUACUUCCCUCCACCGCGCCGCCACUACCUCCGCCUCCCGCGCCACCUCCUGGCGCAUCGAGGCGCACUCAACCGUCGCCUUGGCUCCCGCCGGGCGGGUUCACAGUGGAUCUCAAGUGGAACAUUUCCGACUACCACGCCCACAAGCGCAUGUUAAAGAAAUGGCCUCGGGGUCAACACAUACCGGACGGCCCAGUUUGGGAGCAUCCCAACGCACACGGAUUGAAAGUCCUCGCAGACGGUCUACCUCUCACGAAUAAGAAACCUUGCAUCAACUGCAGCAAACGGUUUUACAUUUGUAUACCCCGCGGAUCGAAAGCUUGUCUACCGUGUUACUGGGAGAAGGGUAGUCAGGGCAAGUGCGAAGGUUACGAAGCACCAGAUGGCGUAGUGGAGAAGCCGGACUACAAGAUUCGCUUGCAGUAUCUGCGGGAGCUUGACGAAGCGGGCGUGUACCCUUUCCCGCAUCAUUACUUGUACGAGGAUGGGAGGGCCGUGGCUGUUUGUUGA
This is a messenger RNA of Peniophora sp. CBMAI 1063, 1347 nucleotides long. NCBI's taxonomy places the organism in Eukaryota, Fungi, Basidiomycota, Agaricomycetes, Russulales, Peniophoraceae. The record is from the annotation of a GenBank genome assembly.